Cynoglossus semilaevis (tongue sole) is the source of this 2573-nucleotide messenger RNA. Its product is annotated as desmoplakin-like. The record is from RefSeq and is a predicted model, not a curated record. The transcript has a single exon. Gene Ontology annotation, biological process: wound healing; intermediate filament cytoskeleton organization; skin development. NCBI's taxonomy places the organism in Eukaryota, Metazoa, Chordata, Actinopteri, Pleuronectiformes, Cynoglossidae. Bases 72 to 2084 code for a protein of 670 amino acids. Gene Ontology annotation, molecular function: structural molecule activity. Gene Ontology annotation, cellular component: cytoplasm; intermediate filament; plasma membrane.
UUUAUUUUAGCAUGUUACAGGUUUAACAUAGUCAUUGUAACUUAAAGAAUCUUUCAAUAUCACAUCUGCAGAUGACAGCAGUGGAGAAAGGAACCAGUCUUGACAGAGUGAAUCCCCUCAAACAAGACCAAAGCCAAGCAACUCCAGGCCAAUACCUCCUUGAAUCUAGAACAAAGAAAAACUUCAGUAGUUCGACACCUGUUAGAAAGUCAAGUGGGUCAAGUCUGUUAGAAACAGACUUGACCCACAAGUCACCAAAAACGGCUGUUGAGCAAGGCACCAAAGAGAAGCUUGGACACAUGUACCCAGGUGGACCAAUGGACCCACAACAGAAAGAAACUCACAGCAUUACGAGAACAAAAAUCUAUCAAAUCACACAAACUUGCGAAGCCGUUAACAUUUCAGAGAAAGAUUCUGCCGGUGGUGAUGUGACCACGAUUUAUUCAACUCCUCAAAAAGGCAGCACUGUCAAACAAAACCUGAUUAACUCAAAGGUCUUUGAGGAAACUCAGUAUCUUGGUAAACCUACUGCUAUCGCUGGGGUUUAUGUAGAAUCGAGUAAGAAAAAGAUAUCCUUUCUUGAAGCUGCUGAAAAGGGAUUUUUAGCCAAGACGUAUGCUCUAGAAUUUCUGGAAGCCCAGGCUGUAACAGGAAGCCUCACAGAUCUGUCUACAGGACAGACCCUGUCAGUUGUCCAAGCUCUGGAGAGAGGUCUUAUAGAUAAAGGCAUAAAAGACAAACUCAAAGAGGCGGAGAAAGCUGUCAUUGGCUAUGAGCAUGCUGGGAAAAAGCUGUCAGUUUUUCAGGCGAUGGAGGGCAGGCUCCUCGACAGAUACAAAGGUAAGAGGUUCCUCGAGGUUCAGGCUUCUACUGGAGGACUGAUCAAUCCAGACACUGGCGUCAGGGUUCCAACAAGUCUUGCUGUGGAUCAAGGUCUUCUGAACAAGGAUACCCUCCGGACUCUGUAUGAUCCUGUCAAUAACCCUAAGGGUUUCCACAACCCUGACACCGGACAGAAGGCAUACUACUCAGAAAUACUGAAGACUUGCCUCUACGACAUCGAUGGCUGUGUCCUCCUCUACCCAUUUGGUGACAGACGUCUCACAGAUUCUUCUCCCUCGAGCACUCACAGGGUGUCUGUUGUCAACAGCAGCGCUGGAGUUGAAAUCUCAGCAUAUGAGGCAUUUAAAGGCAAUCGCAUUGACAAGAGGACGUAUCUGUCCCUGUCACGGCAGGAAAGCGACUGGCAGGAAACGUCCACAGUUGAUGCCAGUGGUACCACAGUUCAUAUUAUAACUGAUGUCACAAGUGGUAGACAACUUUGUUUGGAGUCUGCUCUUAGUCAGAGGUUUCUUGAACCUUCAGAGUUUGACAGCUAUCGCAGUGGCCUUCUCACCAUCUAUGAGAUCGCAGACCUUAUAUUUUCAAGAAUGGUUGUUGUCGAGGAAGUCAACAGCCCUGUUGCUGGUCUCUGGGAUGUAGCUCGUAAAAAGAGGCUGUCGAUCCUUCAGGGGUUCCAGCAAAGUUUUAUUGAUAGAACCACUGCCUUGAGAUUACUGGAGGCUCAGGCCUGCACUGGAGGUAUAUUUGACCCCUCAUCAGGCUACAAGUUCACAGUCUGUGAGGCAGUAAAACGAGGUCUGGUAGAUGAAGCAUUAAAACAGCAGCUUCAGCAGUUUGAGCAGGCUUUUAAAGGCAUCGAUCAACCAAACAACGCGAAGAAAUUGUCAGUUUUCCAGGCAGUGCAGGAAAAUGUCCUCCCCAAGGACGUGGGAUUUCGCUGCAUUGAAUUCCAGCUCCUGACCGGAGGUUUGAUAAAUCCCGACACUCAUGACAGAGUCUCACUGGAAGAGGUCAUUCAGAGAGGUCUUGUGGACAAAGCAACCGCCUCCAUUCUGAAAGAUGAAACGCUCCACAACAGAAGCCUCACCUGUCCCAAGACCAAGAGAAAAAUCACAUUCAAAGAAGCCAUUGACAGAAGCGUCUUUGACUGUCACACUGGCCUGCGGUUACUGGAGGCUGUGAAAAUCCUCGGUUCCGAAGCCAAGUCAGCGUUUCUUUACGCUCGUGCUUAUAACAAAUAAACAUUUGCAAAUGCAUGAUUGUACAAAGCUUUGGGAAUAAACCUAUAAAAAAAUAGUUAUUUUUUUGAGUUUGAACAAUAAACUCACAACUAAAAUCCCCUGCAAUAACAACCAAAGGAGAGUGGUGAUUUAUGGGAAUAAUUUAUUGAAAAUAAUUAAAAUUAUUGAAUGGUUGAAAAAAAAAUCCAUUUUAUCAUUCAGUGAACUUUAAUGUGGUGUAUGACCUCUUGGACUGUGUUGCAGGAUUUACCUGCUUCUAUGUUACCAAAUGAUUUCAGUUUUUUAGGACAUUUUAAUUUCACAUUUAUACAACUGAUGCUCUUUAAUGGUCAAUAUAUGUUUGAUUACAGGACUGUUGCAACUAAUGGUUGUGUUUUGUAUUUGAUUUAAUUAUUCAUUUGUUGUGGCACUGCACCUAUUUUCUGAGGCUCCCUUUUUAAAAAAAAAACAAACAAAUAACACUUCAUGUUGAAUAUCCCUCUGUCCCCA